CAUUACCCAACUAUCUUCAUACUUAGACACAAGUCAACAACGAUAUACAAAGACUAUUGGAAGAGUUUUAUUUGGUUGUAAUCAUAAACAAAGCAAUUCAGCAACAAUCAAUGGGUUCUCUUAUGGCAGGAUGGGACUCUCACACACCAACUUCACUUCAAAGGAAUCGCUCACUCACCAAUGAAGAAAUUGAUGCUUUCUGGAAAUCAAAGAAGGACACAGAGGAGGAACACCUCAAAGAUAUUUCAAAUUUAUCAAAAACUAUUCAGCCCGGCAAAUAUGAGGAUACUGUGCCCUUGGCCCGCGGAAUGAAGAAGGAGUCAAUCGGCAUGGAUCAUGUUGACAAAAAUAUGAAGCAGCUCAUCAACAAAAAUGGCUGGUGGACUAAGAGCAACUGGGCAUUUCUGAAUGAACCUCCGGUGAUGGAAGCUCCUACCAACAAGUAUGCAUCACAGUUUCACAUAGCCAACUUGGGAUCAACAAAAACAAACCCCGGACAACAUGGAAUUAGUGCUUGAUUAAAUAUUGGAAUAGUCUUAUCUAAUUCCACCCUUUAUAAUUAUAUACAUGUAAUAUAUCCACGAAUGUAAUCGUUUUUAUUUAUGGACACAAAUGUAUUUGUUGGUAUCUAUAUAUAUGGGCGCUGAUUAUAUUUUGCAAC
Messenger RNA from Trifolium pratense (red clover), 661 nucleotides. RefSeq lists its product as uncharacterized. The record is from RefSeq and is a predicted model, not a curated record. The coding region runs from base 111 to 518 and encodes 135 amino acids. The transcript has 3 exons. Lineage: Eukaryota; Viridiplantae; Streptophyta; Magnoliopsida; Fabales; Fabaceae.